AUGGGUCUCAGCCUCUUCGACCGCAUCCAAGCCAAGAUUGAGCUUUUCCGUCUUGAGCAGCGCUACACCCGCCGCCGUCAUCGUCGCUCCACCUUUGUCUCCAACGCUACCUACGUCGAUGGCGAGUAUGUCUACAACACCCCCAACAUCACCGGCUCCUCGGUGAACUCGAGCAAGACCAACACCACCCGAGAAAUGCCCUUCUCCCCCGACGUCGGCGUCAGCUCUCCUACGGAAGAAACACCCGCCAGGAAGGUCUCCAACAGGUGGUCUACCGUGCCCGGAUUCGGCAGCAGCUCGACCCCCUCGAAGCAGCCUAGCAUGGAGAGCGUAUCGCACCAGCAGCAAAACUUCGAGAGCCGGUACCAGCAGAACUCGUGGGGAAGGAGCUCGAAGCGCGUCAACUUCAACGAGGCCGAUCGGUAG
Molecule: messenger RNA, 426 nt
Organism: Neurospora tetraspora
Lineage: Eukaryota; Fungi; Ascomycota; Sordariomycetes; Sordariales; Sordariaceae
Exons: 1
Coding region: 1-426 (141 amino acids)
Source: RefSeq, a predicted model, not a curated record